UCACAUUAUCUCUCUCUGCAAACCCAUCAAUGGAAUACUGCCUCUACUGCUUUCAUUUCUGUUCCUUGUUUAUUGCCGGUCUGAUUCGGUGUUAGCCAGAGGAAGAAGAAAAAGAAGAAGAUGACGGUCAAGGGAGGCACAAACCAUGCUUGUGCUGCCUGCAAAUACCAAAGAAGGAAAUGCGCACCAGACUGUGCAUUAGCUCCGUACUUUCCUCAUGACCAGCCAAAAAUGUUUCAGAAUGCUCAUAGACUUUUUGGUGUUAGUAACAUUCAGAAAAUCCUUAAACCACUUACUCCUAAUCUCAAAAAAGAAGCAACAAGAUCGAUCAUAUACGAAUCGAAUAUGAGAGCAAGGUUUCCUGUUAGUGGUUGUCAAGGUGUUAUUAUACAACUUCAGUAUCAACUCCAACAAGCUGAAUUGGAACUUCAUUAUGUCAGGGCUCAUCUUGAAAUGUACCGGCAACAGAAUCAAAUACAAACUUCUCCAGAACUGCUGCAAUUAGGUAACCUCAACAUGGCCGCAGCACCGACUCCGGCUCCGGAUUACAACACGCUUUCGCUGUUUCAGCAACAAGCGUAUGAUGAUAAUAAUGUUUCAGUUGUUAACGGCGAUGUAGCGAGUAUUAUGCCAAUGGAGUCUUUUUCUAAUGAGAAUAGUCAAGGUUAUGGUAAUGAUGUUACACCGGUGGAUUAUGUGAAGAAUGAAAUUGUUAAUCCUUUGUGGAUGCAACAUGAUUUCAUUGCUAAUGAUCAUCAUAAUGGUAAUAAUAACAGUAACUCGACGAAAGUUCAGUCUCAUGAGUUUUUUGUUGAACAACCGGUAUUGUUUCAGCAAGAACCUGAUGUAUUGGAAUCUCAAGAUUAUGAUGAAAUGCCUGCUUUUUUCGAUGCAAUUGACGACAAGGAAGGUUACGAGUCAAGCAGUCCUGAAUCAUCUCCAGGAGAUGCAACACAAUCAAUUGAACAUGUUUCAGAGAAUGAGUUAAAAAAUGCAGCGGCAUGCUUCAGCGUGACAAGUGUGAACUGAGCAAAGUGCACAAGAGAGACCAACAGCAUGCAAAUGAAAGCACGAUGGAAGAGGAAUAAGACUUCGAACUCUGGAAGAGUUCUUAUGUUGUAACCAUUGUCUGCUUUUCCAUUUCCUUUUCCCCUUUUUGCAGAAGUAGGUUUACAUUUCACAAUUUUGAGCAUUUCCAAGAAUUUCAAAAUUUUCUAUUUAAUCACACACUCUCAGAUAAACUUCAUUUCCUGAUGAAUAAACAAAUUACAAACAUCUCCUGUGAGGCCAUGAUGAGAAAUGCAGAGAAUCAAAUCUCAAUGAAAUUCCUUUAAGAGGUUAAGGUGGAGCAAACAAAUUAAAGGUGAGUUUUUAUUC
Messenger RNA from Papaver somniferum (opium poppy), 1377 nucleotides. RefSeq names its product LOB domain-containing protein 27-like. The record is from RefSeq and is a predicted model, not a curated record. The transcript is spliced from 2 exons. The coding region runs from base 121 to 1029 and encodes 302 amino acids. NCBI's taxonomy places the organism in Eukaryota, Viridiplantae, Streptophyta, Magnoliopsida, Ranunculales, Papaveraceae.